ACCUUCACAGUUCACACACAUCACACUCACUUUUCAUUUUCACUGUCCUCUCAACAUUUUCAGAACCAGAAUCCCAACGAAAUACAAAGUCUCUCGAAAAUAUUUCUCCAAUUUCUCUUUAUCUUUCCUUUUCCCUCAAAAUUUCCCCUCCAAAUUCAUCACUCUCUUCUUCUUCUUCUUCUUCCAAUGGUGUCUUCUCCUUUGCUUGUUACCUUCACUCUCUUCUUCAGUCUCCCUUUUUUCUUCUACUUCGCUCCACAAACCUUCCAUCUUCCCCACUUCGCGUUCACCGUUUCCGACGACCUCGACGAUCUCGUCCUCUUCACCAGAGCCACCCGCGCCGCCGCCCAUUCCGCUUCCACCACCUCUCGCUUAGGCACCACGAAUCCUAAACCUAAAAUUGCUUUCCUCUUCCUCACCAACUCCAAUCUCUCUUUCGCGCCCCUCUGGGAAAAAUUCUUCCAUGGAAAUCGUAAUCUCUUCAACAUCUACAUCCAUUCAGACCCGUCCGUUUACAUCGCUCCUCCCGGCGGCGUUUUCCGCGAUCGAUUUAUCCCAUCGAAGAAGACUUUCCGCGCGUCGCCGUCCCUUAUCGCCGCCGCACGCCGCCUCCUGGCCGCCGCGCUUAUUGACGACCCGAUGAACCGGUACUUCGCUCUCGUGUCCCAGCAUUGCAUCCCGCUCCACUCUUUCCGUUUUAUGUAUCGCUCGCUCUUCGGCAACGAACUAACGAUUCUCUCGAGUUUUACAUUUUUUCAAUCCAACUACAAGAGCUUCAUCGAGAUACUUUCUGAUGAGCCUAAUCUGUACGACCGAUACGAGGCGCGUGGGGAGCACGCGAUGCUACCGGAAGUGCCGUUUGAGGAGUUCCGGGUCGGGUCACAGUUCUUCGUGCUGAACCGUCGGCACGCGGUGACUGUGGUGAGGGAUAGGAGGUUGUGGAGGAAGUUCAGGCUGCCGUGUGUGACCGAGGAGCCGUGCUACCCGGAGGAGCACUACUUUCCGACCCUUUUGUCCAUGGAGGAUCCGAAUGGCUGUACCCGAUUCACUCUUACGAGGGUGAACUGGACGGGAUCCUGGGACGGCCACCCGCGCCUGUACACGGCGCCAGAGGUCUCGCCGGAUCUGAUUUUCCAAUUGAGGCAGUCGAAUUACUCGGGGUAUGACUACAUGUUUGCGAGGAAGUUCUCGCCGGAGAGUCUGGUGCCGUUGAUGGAUAUCGCCGAUGAUGUCAUUUUCCGGGAUUGAAGUAAUUAUCCUCCUUCUGGAUCAGGACAAACUGGGCAUCUUUGUUGAUAGUGGCAUAAGUCAUGUUGAUGCACAGUGCCACUACAAUGGGCAAAGCUUCAUUUGGCGAUAUGUGAAUAGAAAAUUUGAUUUAUCUUUUUUUUUAAUUACAAAAAUAGUUGUGAGUGCAAUAUUUGGCUAGUAAGAAAGUGUCAUGAAAAUGUUGUACUUAGAAAAUAGAGCUUUGUGGGGAGAGGUAUGCAAGUUUGUAAUAAGGUUAAGAGAAAAAUGGAUAUUGUACAAUGUUGCACGAAUUCGAAAGGAAAAGGAAUUCGUGUGGAAAGAAAAAAUAGAAGCUAACGAAAUUCCUUUGAGGGGAUCUGUA
Molecule: messenger RNA, 1612 nt
Organism: Prosopis cineraria
Lineage: Eukaryota; Viridiplantae; Streptophyta; Magnoliopsida; Fabales; Fabaceae
Product: glycosyltransferase BC10-like
Exons: 2
Coding region: 187-1248 (353 amino acids)
Cellular component (GO): membrane
Molecular function (GO): glycosyltransferase activity
Source: RefSeq, a predicted model, not a curated record